Molecule: messenger RNA, 1657 nt
Organism: Ipomoea triloba (trilobed morning glory)
Lineage: Eukaryota; Viridiplantae; Streptophyta; Magnoliopsida; Solanales; Convolvulaceae
Product: histidine biosynthesis bifunctional protein hisIE, chloroplastic-like
Exons: 6
Coding region: 155-997 (280 amino acids)
Biological process (GO): L-histidine biosynthetic process
Molecular function (GO): phosphoribosyl-ATP diphosphatase activity; phosphoribosyl-AMP cyclohydrolase activity
Source: RefSeq, a predicted model, not a curated record
GGUUCGGCUACCUGGUUGUGUUCGUCACUCAGUGUCACUCCCUCACUGAGCAUAGCGGCUAGGGUUUUAUGCUUUUACGGCGCCAACAUAACUCGCUCUCCGGAUUUCCUCGGAUUUGACUAGCUUUGACAUAAGGGUUGAGGCAGAACCAACAAUGGCUGUUUCAAAUUCUUAUUGCUUCCGACCUCCUAAAGUUAUAUCUAGAUGCACACUCUUUAAAUCUAGCUAUGCGCUGAACAAUGGUUGUCAUAAUGUGGUUUGCUUCAUUAAAAGAUCUGAUCGACAAGUAAACCUUGAAGAAAAGGUUGGUUUAUUACUAGAUAAUAUCAAAUGGGAUGACAAAGGUUUGACAGUGGCAAUAGCACAAAAUAUUGACACCGGUGCAGUAUUAAUGCAAGGCUUUACCAACAGGGAUGCUCUUUUGACAACCAUUUCAUCUCGAAAGGCAACAUUUUAUAGCCGGUCACGAUCUGCUUUAUGGACUAAGGGAGAGACCUCUAUGAACUUUAUCAAUGUCUCUGACAUCUUUCUUGACUGUGAUCGUGAUUCUAUUAUAUAUCUUGGGAAGCCUGAUGGGCCAACUUGCCACACUGGUUCGGAGACUUGUUAUUACACAUCAGUGUAUGAUGUACUGAACAACCCACAGGUGGAAGAAAACAAGCUUGCGCUCACAACUUUGUACUCAUUAGAAUCUACAAUCUCCCAAAGAAAAAAUGAAAUAUCUUUUAGUCAAAAUGGAAAGCCAUCAUGGACAAAGCGAUUGUUGCUUGAUGAGAAGCUGCUUUGCUCAAAAAUUCGGGAGGAGGCAGAUGAAUUAUGCCGAACUUUGGAGGAAAAUGAGGAUAAGUUACGCACUUCAUCAGAAGCAGCAGAUUUGUUAUACCAUGCCAUGGUUUUGCUAGCCAAUAGAGGAGUAAAAGUUGAGGAGGUUCUCCAGAUACUCCGACAGAGGUUUUCACAGUCAGGCAUUGAAGAAAAGAGGAGCCGGAAAUCCUAAUGUUCUUUGAGCUUCAGAUCAAUGAUCUAUUGUAAAUUUACCGGCAAAGGAUCAGAAUUAGAUCAAAUUAGCAUCCAUGCUAGGGGGGGAUAUUGAAGGUACCUUGGUUCUACUUGGUAUCAAUUGACUUCAAUUGAUAUAUACCCCAUUGCAACUAUAUAAAUGUUUGCCAAGCCAUAUCCAGUGAGAAUGGUGGAAGUAAAUUUGUGCGUUUAUGAAACAUAUUACAUGCUUCCUGUAUUUCUGCUUGGGGUGCUUCUUGUAGGUUGCCAUGGUUACACAGACACUGCAACAAAUGUGCUGCUGUCAUCCAGAUAUUUGCAUCUUUGCAUUGGCUGUGGCUGUAUAUGAAGCAAUGGUUUUCCUUAGCCUGACUUUGUCGCUGAGUGUAGUUACUAUCUACAAGGCAGUAAAGGGCAUUGCAAUCUUGGACAAUGGUGAUGUGGUUAUGACUUGCGGGAAAAUUUGCAACGCUACCUGAAGGUGCCAUCAUAUGCACAAAUGCACAAUUUAGAGUUAUUUUGUUUCUAAUGUAUACAGAUGUUACUUAAAUGUAAAAAAUAAAAUACUCCAUUAUUUUCAUGCUUUUAAAAGUAUUCAGACAACACCGUUAUCAUUUUCCUACUAUUAUUUCGAAAAUAUUCAGAUUUCUAUUUUACA